CCUGUCUUCCGGUGAUGUGUUGUCUAACGCGGGGUCUUUGAAGGCGUGGGCUGUCAAAGCCGUUGUUGCGACGUUGGAUCGUUAUUCGUAUUUUUUUUUAAAAUACAUCCAUGGUCGCCAGGCUGUCUCUCAUACGACGGUAUGCCAUUCUCGGUUUUAUUAUCGUCGGAUAUAUUAUCUUUCAAUUCACACGCCAACACCCAGAUGUGGGGAGAAUGAGCCAGAAAGAGGGACUGAGGGCCAACUCCUCUCAGUUCACUCUGGAGGGAGAGCCCUUUCGCAUCCUGGGGGGCUCUAUCCACUAUUUCCGCGUCCCCAGAGCCUACUGGGGGGACCGCCUGCUGAAGAUGAGGGCGUGUGGGGUCAACACUCUCACCACAUAUGUGCCAUGGAACCUGCAUGAGCCAGAGAGAGGGGUUUUCAACUUCCAGGACCAAUUGGAUUUAAAGGCGUACAUCAGUCUAGCAGCAGAGUUGGGGCUCUGGGUGAUUCUGCGGCCAGGACCCUACAUCUGUGCUGAGUGGGACUUAGGAGGGCUGCCCAGUUGGUUGCUGCGUGAUCCAGACAUGAAGUUGAGAACAACCUACCCAGGUUUCACAGAAGCAGUUGACUCCUUCUUUGAUCAACUCAUUCCAAGAGUUGCACCAUAUCAGUACUCCAAGGGGGGCCCAAUUAUAGCAGUUCAAGUGGAGAACAAGUAUGGCUCUUAUGCAAAAGACGUAGAAUAUAUGCCAUACAUAAAGGAGGCAUUAUUAUCCAGGGGGAUCGAGGAGCUGCUCCUGACCUCAGACAACCAGGAUGGGCGGAACCUCGGGGGUGUGAAUGGAGUUCUAGAAACCAUCAAUUUUCAGAAACUGAGCCCAGAGGGAUUUAAGUAUCUGGAUGCAAUUCAACCCCAGAAGCCCAAGAUGGUGAUGGAGUAUUGGUCUGGGUGGUUUGACCUCUGGGGUGACCUUCACCAUGUUUUUGCUGCUGAGGACAUGGUUACUAUUGUGACGGAAAUCCUGAAACAGGACGCAUCAAUCAAUCUUUACAUGUUCCACGGAGGAACUAAUUUUGGCUUCAUGAACGGGGCCUUUGCAAUUGCCACGCCCAUGCCUAAGCCAAUGGUAACAAGCUAUGAUUACGAUGCUCCGUUAUCUGAGGCAGGGGAUUACACCACCAAGUACACUCUUCUGAGGAAUGUAUUGAGCCGCUACCACAGUGAGAAGCUUCCUGAGGUUCCCUCCCUCCAGGCCAGGAGAGUGUAUGAGCCUGUCAUCAUUCAGAAGCAUCUGUCACUGUGGGAGAGCCUGCAGUUUACUGACAAGCCCUUGAAGUCAGAGAAACCAGUCAACAUGGAGAACCUUCCUGUCAACAAUAACAAUGGUCAGUCCAACGGCUACACUCUGUAUGAGACCAUAAUCCACAGCGGAGGCCUUCUGAACUCCAUGAACAAUGUUAGAGACAGAGCCCUGGUGUUUGUGGACAAACUCUUUGUUGGAGUUCUGGACUAUAAGACGCUGGAGUGUGCUCUGCCUGAUGGAAAGGGGGAGAGAACAUUGAGUUUACUCGUGGAGAACUCUGGGAGACUGAACUAUGGUAAACUCCUAGAUGAACAGCGUAAAGGUCUUGUCGGAGACAUUGAGUUGAACAAUACCCCGCUACGAGACUUUAUCAUUCAUAGUCUGGAUAUGAAGCCUGGCUUUGUAAAUAGACUGAGUGCAUCAGGCCAGUGGAACUCUGUUUUCCAGAAGCCUUCCUUUCCAGGGUUUUUCCACGGCAAGCUGUAUGUGGGUGGCCAUCCCAGAGACACCUUCAUCAGACUGCCUGGUUGGAGUAAAGGAGUGGUCUUUAUCAAUGGUCAGAAUCUUGGACGCCACUGGUCCAUGGGGCCCCAGCAAACCCUCUACCUCCCCGCCCCCUGGCUUAACCGAGGAAACAAUCAGGUUGUUGUCUUUGAGGAGCAGGAAGCUGAUGGUAAAAUCCAAUUUGCCAGCGAGCCUGACCUUGGAAUGACUGUUGACGUACAGUGAGGAUGGCCUGGUAGAAUGGAGGUAUGGUUAGGAGUUCCAUCCUCUCACGUUUCCACACUCUGCCUGCCAUCAGGGACCUAGCUGGAUAGCUACUCAGAAUCGAUGCACAUCACUGCACAUGGCAUUUAUUUCCUGUUGGGAAGCCCCAGCCUCUGAAGGAUCCAGACUAAUUAAGCAUCCUACUAGAUCUUGCAAACGUAACUGUGCCUUCAUUAUAUUUGAUGGGCCACGGCAAUAUCUGGAUUACAAUGUACUGCAAUAUCUGUUUUGUACUUGUUGUUUGUGUAUUACCUUUACAUACAUACUGUAUGUCUAUUGUGAGAAUUUUGUCAGAGGAUACUAAUUUGGAGAUUUCAGGUAUUUUAAUGUGUAGGUGUUUGUCCGGAUUCAAGGACACAUGUACUUUCACUAUGUCAUUGUAUUUUAUUUGAUUGGACAGCAAAUACAUAGAUUGUGCUUUUGAAAUGAACCAGUGACAUGUGAUGGUGAAUUAAACUGAACGAUCAGUGCAGUGGAGACUCUCAAAUACAAAGACAUUCGCCAAGUA
Molecule: messenger RNA, 2562 nt
Organism: Salmo salar (Atlantic salmon)
Lineage: Eukaryota; Metazoa; Chordata; Actinopteri; Salmoniformes; Salmonidae
Product: beta-galactosidase-1-like protein 2
Biological process (GO): carbohydrate metabolic process
Molecular function (GO): beta-galactosidase activity
Source: RefSeq, a predicted model, not a curated record